Molecule: messenger RNA, 2409 nt
Organism: Nelumbo nucifera (sacred lotus)
Lineage: Eukaryota; Viridiplantae; Streptophyta; Magnoliopsida; Proteales; Nelumbonaceae
Product: protein IWS1 homolog 1-like
Biological process (GO): regulation of DNA-templated transcription elongation; brassinosteroid mediated signaling pathway
Source: RefSeq, a predicted model, not a curated record
UAAUGCACGUUCUGCUGGCUAAGACUUUCGGAUGCCAAUCAGAGUUGUUUAACAUGGUCGUCCAUUGGACGUGCCGCGCUUACGCGUUGGGGAGAACCCGUAAUUCUCCCCCUCCCCCCAGGCCCCAAUCCCAGUUCAUGCUGCAUCCUUUCUUCCAGUUUCCAUCUUCAAGCACAUUCUGCAGUAAUCUCCAAUUGAUCAUAUCCAUCCACCGUUUUGACUCCUCAAAAUUCAUCCAAGUUGUUCCGUCGAUCCCUCUUUAUCAUCCUGCACCAUUUUCUUCUCUUUUGGAUUUCCCGGAUUUCAACAAUCCAUCGUCAUAGCAUAGGCUGCAUAGCGCAGCAGACAUCUCUCUCGUCUAGGGUUUUGUUUCUGUCAAGAGCUCCUCCCUUCAAGCAACAUGGGUUACGAAAACGAUCCGUACCGUGACGAAGAUGGUGAGCCUUUGAUGGACCCAGACAUGCCAUCCGAUCGGGAGCCGUCGCUUGAACCAGAAGAUCUCGACGAAGACUGGCGGCGAGAGCGAUCGCCGACCCCGGUUCAUGAAUCCGAUUCUGCAUUGAAAGCUAAGCCAAGGAAGAGGCUCAUUAAGAAAAGUACUGCGAAGGAAAGUACCCCGGAUUUUGGUGUCGAGGAUGAUGUACAAGAUUUUGUGAGAGAGGAUUCUGACAAUGAGCCAUCGUCCUCGGCGCGUAAGAGGAAAGUCUCCAAGGAUGCUGGAAACGGAAAGAAGGAUAAGAAGCCGAAGUCCGACCGGAAGCUUGGGAAGGUCUUCAAAUCUGGCUCAAAGAGUGGGAGUUCUGGAAGGUCCAGGGAUCAUCAGAGUGGAGACCCGGAGAUGAAAGAGAUGUGGGAUACGAUUGCUGGGGCGGAUUCGGAGGAUGACCACGAAGGUGUCAGAACUGUGGAUGAUGAUAACUUCAUAGAUGAUAGCGGUGUGGAUCCUGCCGACCGAUAUGGCAGUGACAAUGAACCAGGCUUCCUCGGCGAUGCUCCUCAGGCGGAAGAGGGUGAAGAGGAUGAUGAAAUCAAAGAACUCUUCAAGAUGGGUAAGAAGAAAAAGAAGAAUGAGAAAAGUGCUGCCGAAAUAGCCUUGCUAGUUGAACAUCUCAUGGCCGAACUUGAGGUCACUGCCGAAGAAGAUGCAGAGCUGAAUAGACAGUCUAAACCUGCCAUUAAUAAACUCAAGAAGUUGCCUCUUCUGACUGAGGUCCUCUCAAAGAGGCAGCUUCAACAAGAGUUCUUGGAUCAUGGAGUACUAACUCUUCUAAAGAACUGGCUCGAGCCCCUGCCAGAUGGAAGCUUGCCCAACAUAAAUAUCCGAACUGCAAUAUUGAAGAUACUGACUGAUUUUCCAAUUGAUUUAGAACAAUAUGACAGGAGGGAGCAGCUUAAGAAGAGUGGCCUUGGAAAGGUCAUCAUGUUUUUGUCAAGAUCUGAUGAGGAGACCACUUCCAACAGGAAACUUGCGAAGGAUUUAGUUGACAAAUGGAGUCGACCUAUAUUUAAUAAGAGCACACGUUUUGAGGACAUGAAAAGCUAUGAUGAUGAGAGAGUUCCCUUUCGGAGGCCGGCAGCUAAAAAGCUAGUAACCAAAGCUGCAGGAUUAGAAUCAAGAGAUGACGAUCUUGAUUUGGCUGAAUUUUCACAAGAACCAAAGUCUGGCCAAUCAUCCAAUAGGCAACAUGCUUCCAGGCCUGAAGCCCUACCAAUGGAUUUUGUGAUACGUCCACAAUCCAAGAUAGAUCCGGAUGAAGUCAGAGCCAGGGCUAAACAAGUCGUACAUGAUCAACGCCGUGUGAAGAUGAAUAAGAAGUUGCAACAGUUGAAAGCACCAAAGAAGAAACAGCUUCAAGCAACAAAGCUCAGCGUUGAGGGUCGUGGCAUGGUCAAGUUCUUUUAGCUGUCACCACUCACCUUCCUACACUAAACAUGAAAGAGUGCAUUACAUAAAUGUGACGCCAAGCUACCAUUGUGGUGAUGAGCGGAAAAUCUGUUGAUGGUUUUGAUGAUUUAUUUUUCAUCUACUGAUACCUUCUUUUAUGGACAAUUGUGAAUGGCAACGAUAUUCUGUAUGGGUCUGUAGCCGAAUAGAAGGACGGAUGAUUUGGGAUAAGCAAGACCCCCUUCCGCUCAUCUCCUCACUCCUGAGUCCUGAGGAGUAAAUUAAGCUGAUCCUGGACAAGGCAGUCUCUUUUGCUAACUAAGGUUGAUCGUUCAUUUUCAAAUUCAUGUAAUAAAUCUAUGUUUUGGAACCAAAAGAUAUCAUUAAUACAUGCAAGGCAUUUCUUAUAUUUGAUUAGCCCCAAAAUUGGCGGGGAUGAUGGAAUGGGUUAUAUUGUCAUUGUGAAAUAGUAGGAUUCAUGUACACGAGGACAAGGCUUUGAUAAUGAUGAUAAGAAUCGGUUA